GCGAAACGGGUGCGUCUAUUGAUUUGAACGCUUUGAGCAGCCUGGCCACAAGCUGAAAAGGGUUUCUGUGGAGCAUAAAAGGACAAAAAGUGAAACUGGUACACUGGGAAUUACUUGGAGUUAUAAGCGUUGCCUCUCCCUGUGGGACUGAAGGUGACAUAUCCAGACAGGGCAUUUCAUCAUGACAGAGACAGCAGCAGCACCAGCUCAGAGGGCGAAAAGGGCUAAAGCCUCUAAAAAAGCGGCGUCGCAUCCCAAAUAUUCAGAAAUGAUCAAAUCGGCCAUCGUUGCCGAAAAAGGUCGUGGAGGUGCUUCUAGGCAAUCAAUCCAGAAGUACAUUAAAAGCCACUACAAGGUAGGCGACAACGCUGACUCUCAGAUAAAGCUGUCACUCAAGCGGCUAGUGGCAACCGGGGUCCUGCGUCAUACCAAGGGCAUGGGGGCCUCGGGUUCCUUUAAACUGGCUGCGGCUGACAACUUGAAGAAAGUGUCCAAAUCUUCUGAGAAAGCUAAAAAGAAGCCAAGAAAAGCCGUGAAGCCCAAGAAAGUGGUGAAACCUAAAGUGAGCAAAGCUCCAAGAAAAGCUAAACCCAAAGCGGUGGCGAAGAAGGCGAAGAAGACUAUAGAGAAGAAGAAAGCAGCAACUAAGCCGAAGAAACCGGCAAAGACACCUAAGAUCUCAAUACCGGCAAAGACAACUAAACCCAAAAAAGUUAAAAAGGUGAAGCCCAAAGCAAGGACAACUGUCAAGAAAGCUGGAAAGAAGAAGUAAAUGGAAACAACAUACAAAGGAUUCACAGAAAAACAACAUUGUAAAUAGAUUAGGGAAAAUGGGAACCCCUACCUUUUUAUAUCAGGCGGAUUGUAUAUAUCGUUUUUCAAGUCAGGUUUUAAGUUCAUUGAAUCGUUCAAACGAUUGUCUUAAGUACUCACUAGGUGCUCUUAUCUGUGGAUCCAACAAGAACUUGCCUCCACUGUUUUGUGGAUAAUUGUACCUUUUAAAAACAAUUUAAUACGCUAAAAGAUCAUUGUAAAUAAUGAAUAGAAUGUGUCUAUUU
Molecule: messenger RNA, 1058 nt
Organism: Megalops cyprinoides (Indo-Pacific tarpon)
Lineage: Eukaryota; Metazoa; Chordata; Actinopteri; Elopiformes; Megalopidae
Product: histone H1.0-like
Exons: 1
Coding region: 182-772 (196 amino acids)
Biological process (GO): chromosome condensation; negative regulation of DNA recombination; nucleosome assembly
Cellular component (GO): nucleus; nucleosome
Molecular function (GO): structural constituent of chromatin; nucleosomal DNA binding; double-stranded DNA binding
Source: RefSeq, a predicted model, not a curated record